Molecule: messenger RNA, 3526 nt
Organism: Corapipo altera (White-ruffed manakin)
Lineage: Eukaryota; Metazoa; Chordata; Aves; Passeriformes; Pipridae
Gene: MCOLN3
Product: mucolipin 3
Exons: 15
Coding region: 574-2250 (558 amino acids)
Cellular component (GO): plasma membrane; lysosomal membrane
Molecular function (GO): NAADP-sensitive calcium-release channel activity
Source: RefSeq, a predicted model, not a curated record
GACCUUUGAAGUCGAGUUAAUAACUUUAAUAGCUUAAUUGUGUAUAAGUGGAAUGACUUAGGCAUGUCAGCCAUUCCACUCAGUUCUCUGUACUGCUAGCUGCCCUUCAUAACUACGGUUCUGUGACCUGAAAUGGUUUUUAUUCGUUUAUUUUGUUUUGGUUUGGUUUUUUUAUGAUGGGUGGGACACGGCUAUUUAUAACAUAAACAUUAACUUUAUUUCCCCUGGUGCAGAAGCCUAGGUCAAUAAAUCCGGAGUCGGCACUACCAUCCUAUAGAGAAAGCGUGUGUUAUAGCGCGGAGAGCCGCCCGUCACGUGCGGCAGGAGGGAGAUGCGCAGCCGAAGGUGACAGACGCCGCGUGUGCCGGUGUGCACAGCACAGCGCAGCCCCGCACAGCCCGGUACAGCCCCGCACAGCCCCGCACAGAGGCUGGGGCGGGCUGGCGGAGGCCGCGGCCCCUCUGCCCAUCCAAGCGGAGCCGCGCCGGCCGGGAGGGUGCGGGCACCGGGCUGCGGACACCGCGCUCACGGUCCCAGCGCGGCGGCAGCACCCCCGGGGCUCGGGUGGCAGAAAUGGAAAAUCCUGAAGUGGCCGUGAGCAGCUGCAGUUCUCAUGAUGUUGAAAACGUUUGCAGCUACAAACGGCACCCGUCUAUAUCACAGGAGGGGCUUUUGGAAGACCAGCUUAGAAGGAAGUUAAAAUUUUUCUUCAUGAACCCAUGUGAGAAAUUCUGGGCCCGGGGCAGAAAGCCUUGGAAACUUGGGAUUCAGUUACUCAAAAUAGUAAUGGUUACAGUUCAGCUGGUGGUUUUUGGAUUGAGCAACCAAAUGGUGGUAGCCUUCAAAGAAGAGAACACUAUUGCAUUCAAACACCUCUUCUUGAAAGGAUACAUGGACAGAAUGGAUGAUACCUAUGCUGUAUACACACAAACAGAUGUCUAUGACCAGAUAUUCUUUGCAAUAAACCAGUACUUACAGCUGCCCAACAUCUCUGUUGGAAAUCAUGCUUAUGAGAAGAGGGGAGCAGAGGAGACAGCUCUGGCCAUUUGUCAGCAGUUCUACAAGCGAGGAAUCAUCUGUCCUGGAAAUGACACCUUUGAUAUAGACCCAGAGAUUGUGACUGACUGCUUGUACAUUGAGCCAAUGACACCGUUAGACAACACAACAGUGGGAAAGCACAAUUUGAAUUUCACUCUGGAUUUCCACAGACUGGUGACCGUGCAGCUCACGUUCAAUCUGAAGGCAAUCAACCUCCAGACCGUUCGUCACCAUGAGCUCCCUGACUGUUACGAUUUCACUUUGAGGAUAGUGUUUGAUAAUAAAGCACAUAGUGGAAGAAUUAAAAUAAGUCUCAACAACGACAUAGCGAUCAGGGAAUGUAAAGACUGGCAUGUUUCUGGAUCAAUACAGAAGAACACUCAUUACAUGAUGAUCUUUGAUGCUUUUGUCAUAUUGACUUGUCUGGCCUCAUUGAUCCUUUGCACACGAUCAGUGAUUAAAGGAAUUCGGCUCCAAAGGGAAUUUGUAAGCUUUUUCCUAUAUUAUUAUAAGAAAGAAGUGCCUUUCAGUGAUCAAAUGGAAUUUGUCAAUGGAUGGUACAUCUUGAUUAUGGUUAGUGAUGUCUUAACUAUUGUUGGAUCAACUCUAAAGAUGGAGAUACAAGCCAAGAGUCUGACAAGUUAUGAUGUCUGUAGCAUACUCCUAGGAACAUCCACUAUGCUUGUAUGGCUUGGAGUCAUUCGCUACCUAGGUUUCUUUCAGAAGUAUAAUCUUCUCAUCCUAACCCUGCGAGCGGCACUACCCAAUGUAAUGAGGUUCUGCUGUUGUGCUGCUAUGAUCUACCUGGGCUAUUGUUUCUGUGGAUGGAUUGUACUGGGACCAUACCAUGUGAAGUUUCGCUCUCUGAACACAGUUUCUGAAUGCCUUUUCUCAUUGAUCAAUGGAGAUGACAUGUUUGCCACCUUUGCAAAAAUGCAGCAGAAAAGUUACUUGGUUUGGUUAUUCAGCAGGAUCUAUCUCUACUCCUUCAUCAGUCUGUUCAUCCAUAUGGUGCUGAGUCUCUUCAUUGCACUCAUUACAGAUACGUAUGAAACAGUCAAGCACUACCAGCAAGAUGGCUUUCCAGAGACAGAACUUCAAAGAUUUAUAUCACAGUGCAAAGACUUACCGAACUCUGGCAGGUACAGGUUAGAGGAGGAGAGUUCUGCAUCUCUCUUCUGUUGUUGUAAUGGUUGUAAUGAACAUAUUUAAUGGAUUGUGGGAGUGUAUCAUGGAGGCUUUAAAGUAGCACACAUUGGAAGAACUGGACGACAGAUCUUCUGGAAAACCUUAUAUCUAAAGCUUGAAUUUGCUUUUCUUGAGAAACAGUGUAAGCCUGUGCCAGAAGCUUAUGCUAAACUUACAGACUUUUUGAUUAGACACUCACUGCUAAUUCAGGGGGUUUGGGUGUUUGUUUAUGUUAGCUUUAUUCUAUUUGUUUUCUCGGUUAAAUUGUGCUAGAAUGCAAAGGGCACCAAAAAGCUGUCUGUGUUCAGAGUCUUGGCUAGGUUAUAAGAGUAGACCAGAAAUGUAGUAACUUUCAACUAUAAUUAGAACUAGUGUUGGACAACUGCAGCUUUGAACACCAACCUAACCCUCAGUACUGCUGCCAUUAUCUGUCCAUGGUUGACCUGUUACAGAAUGAAUGAAAGCUCACUCUAGAGUUCUCGGAAUUUUUUGUUUAUUUGCACUCAUAGUAAAAAUAAAAACUAUGAAAUUUGGUGUAAUUUUUUUCUGGAGUCAUUACAGUGAGUUGAUACACAAACCAUUCAAAUAUAGCUGAAAGCAUACAAUAAAUAUUUCCUUAAACAGAAGUACCACCUGAUGUGAGUGGCAGUCUCUUCUCAGAGAGGCCAGGAUAUGCCAGGCUGAACCAGAGCUUGAGGGGUGAGUAGUGUGGAGAACUGUAGAUAUUCUGUAUCCAGCACUCGGUAGGAUCAGUGACAGCCUUCAACUUUAUAGUGUGUGGACAUUUCAAAAUAUCUAUUUUGUUACUUUGAAAUCUUCCUCUGGUUUACAAGUCUGUGGUAAAGUCUCCGGUUUACACGUUUGUAAACCUGAAGUGUAAACUAAGUUAAAUACACAGAAGAUAUGUCUCUGAGGGUCAUAUUCCUCCACACUUUAGAACUUGGAUGUUUCCUAUCAACAACCUGCUACUGUCAAUGGCCGGCUGAAACAUUAACUCUUAUAAAAGUUCGGUUUUGACAACUUAGUUUAUAUACUUUGUGAUAAUAUUUAAUUGAUGGCUUAUUUUCUAUAGUCUAUUCACUCUAGGAGCAGAACAGAAAACCGAAGGGAAACAUAUUUUUGAUAACUUGCAUUUGUGAGCAACAUUGCUGGAGCUGUAUGUGACAAUGUAUAAUGUUGUGGAGGACACUGAACACGUUCUGUCUGAAUGCUUACACAUUGUAAAUGUGCUACAAUAAACACUUCCAGCUGCAAAAUAUGAUGACUCAGUCAGAUUUAGAUCUGAAAGAGACGGCUUUGA